AUGAACAAAUGCGGCGAAACUAACCCUGAGCUCGUGUACAACAGUCCCGCGCCCACGCCCCCGCUACCUUCGGUCACUCCAUUUUCUGCCCACCACACCUGCACCUUUCUCUUCCCCACACCACCACCUCACAUCAAGAUGAAGUCCUGCGCUGUAGCCGCUGCCUGCGUGGCCGGAGCCCAAGCCUUCGUGGCACCCAGCGCGUUCAACGGCGCCGCCGUCGCCACCCCGGCCAAGUCGCCCUCCGCCAUGAAGAUGUCGUUCGAGUCGGAGAUCGGUGCGCAGCCCCCGCUCGGAUUCUGGGACCCGCUCGGCCUCCUCGCGGACGCGGACCAGGAGCGGUUCGAGCGCCUCCGGUACGUGGAGGUGAAGCACGGGCGCAUCGCUAUGCUCGCCAUCGCCGGUCACCUGACCCAGCAGAACGUCCGCCUCCCCGGCAUGCUGUCGAACUCGGCGGACCUGUCGUUCGCGGACAUGCCGAACGGCGUGGCCGCUCUGUCGAAGAUCCCCCCGGCGGGCCUCGCGCAGAUCUUCGCGUUCGUGGGCUUCCUUGAGCUGGCUGUGAUGAAGAACGUGGAGGGCUCCUUCCCCGGAGACUUCACGAACGGCGGCAACCCGUUCGCGUCCUCGUGGGACGCGAUGUCGGAGGAGACCCAGGCGUCGAAGCGCGCGAUCGAGCUGAACAACGGGCGCGCGGCACAGAUGGGCAUCCUAGCUCUGAUGGUGCACGAGGAGCUGAACAACAAGCCGUACGUGAUCAACGACCUCCUCGGCGCGGGGUACACCUUCAACUAGAUUA
Ectocarpus sp. CCAP 1310/34 is the source of this 799-nucleotide messenger RNA. Lineage: Eukaryota; Phaeophyceae; Ectocarpales; Ectocarpaceae. The record is from the annotation of a GenBank genome assembly.